Rhizophagus irregularis DAOM 181602=DAOM 197198 is the source of this 1260-nucleotide messenger RNA. RefSeq lists its product as uncharacterized. The record is from RefSeq and is a predicted model, not a curated record. Gene Ontology annotation, cellular component: nucleus. NCBI's taxonomy places the organism in Eukaryota, Fungi, Glomeromycota, Glomeromycetes, Glomerales, Glomeraceae.
GAUAAAAAAAUUUUUUUUUUUCACGGUUUAUUAUUUACUCAAUCAAGCUAAGAUGGGAAAAAGAAAAGCAAAUAGUAAAAAUGUUGAUAAAGAUGAUCCUAUGGAUGUUUCAGAAGGGGAAGUGAAUGAGGAAAGAGUAUCUGACGAAGAAAAUGGGCAUUCAGAGGAAGAAUUAGUUGAUGUAGAUUUUGACUUUUUUGAUCCAAAAGAGAUAGAUUUUCAUACGAUAAAACAAUUAAUGAUACAAUUAUUUUCGUCAGAUGCAGAAUUAUUUAAUUUAAGUGAACUAUCAGAAUUAAUUAUAAACCAACCAUUAUUAGGUACAACUGUUAAAGUUGAUGGUACUGAUUCCGAUCCUUAUGCUUUACUCACAGUAUUAAAUAUGAAUGAACAUAAGAAUAAAGAGUGUAUAAAACAAAUAAAGAAUUAUUUAAUAGAAAAGACAAAGAAACUUACAAAUUUGAAUGAAAAGUUAGUUGAAUUAUUAAAAGAUACCUCAAAAAAUAAUAUUGGACUAAUAUUAAGCGAAAGAUUAAUAAAUAUGCCGGUACAGAUUGUUCCUCCAAUGUAUAAAAUGUUACAAGAAGAAAUUCAAUGGGCUAUCGAGGAUAAUGAGCCAUAUGAAUUUGAAUGGUAUCUUAUUAUAACCAAAACAUACAGAGAAAUUGCCUCUACUUUGGACGAAGAAAGUGAGAUCCCAAAACAAAAAAAGAAAAAAGCCAAAGUUUCUGAACCGACUAUCUUUUAUUUUCAUCCCGAAGAUGAAAUCAUUGAACAGAUCGCGGAUUAUCAAUGUAAUUUUAAAUUAACAAAACAACAUUUAUCAUCCGAUUCAAAAAGAGCCUUUUCGGAUUUUGGCAUUGCACCCGCAAUGAAAAUAUUUUUAUUACAUAAAAGUAAAUUGGAUAAAUUAAUUAACGAUUUAGAGGUAGCUUGCAAAUAAAAAAAUCCAAGAUUUAUGAAGUUUUCACAUGUCGACAGCCUUCCCAAGUAAUUGGAACUCUACCCUCAUCUAAUUCAGCAAUUUUCUGUUUAAAAAAUUUUUAAAUUUUUAAUUAGUUUACUGUAUAUUAUGUAUUGUACAUAACGAUUGAGCAUAUAUAUAUAUACUAAUUACCUUAAAUGCCGCUGGUGACAUAUCAAUGUCUCCACGUUUACAUACCGGGCACUAACGGAAAAAAAUAUAUUAAAUUUAUUAAAACUUUUAAAUAAUAAUAAUUUUGAAUAAAUUAUUUACCUUAUCGACCAACUUUACUUUAA